AUAAAACAUAAUUAGAAGCAUAUAAAUGUGCAAAACAAUACAGAAUAUUCGAGAAAUAUUGCCAUUUAUCACGGUGCGGGAAGUGAGGGGAAUGUGGGGAAGUAGUGAAAAAAAUAGCAGUUGCGGUCAACUUCGUGGCAAAUUUCUCAGGAAGAAAGUGUGAAAAAUGAGUGAAAAAUGUUUUUCCCCAAUAUCUUCUUCAGCGUGUUUCCGGGUGGCGAAUUUGUGAUGCAAUGGGCAAGAGGACUAUAUAAGGAGUCUAAAGGUAGUGACCCGACAGUUCCCGGUUUUAUAGUUUAUGAGAAAAUCGACUUCCUUCUUGGGGUCGUUCAACGACCCCACCUUGGCGCUCUAAGGAAGCUCCAAGGUCUUGGCGGCCAGCAGCUAAAAUGGAAAAUCCACCUGUAAAUGAAGAUUUAAGACAAGAAUGCUUGAGAGAAGUUAUUGAAGAAAAUAGUCAGCUUAAGAAGCAAAAUCAAAUUUUAAAGGUUCACUGUAGUAAAUACCAAAGAGAUAUUAUGGAGCUAAAAGCAGAAAAUAUUAAAUUAAAAAAUGAGCGUCAAAAUAUUAUUGCAUUCAUAAUCCAAAAACAACUCAAGCAAAGCGAAUUGACGAUUAAUUUAAUGUCCAAAAUUACGAGAGAAUCUUCAGUGCAUUCUGGAAAUGACGAAAAUGAAGAUAUUCUCUCAUCAACAUCGUUCGCAACUCCAACGAGGACAACUAAUGAAAAUCCUGAAAAUUCUCGCAAACGGUCCGCUUUUCCUGCUAGGCGAAGAGUACUCGCGCCUGUCGAUGCCAAUGUGGGGAAUGAGGAGGAAAAUACAAUGAAAAGCGGAAGACCACGAAGAAAAGCAGCUCCAAGAGAUCUCUGCGAAAUGAAUUUAGUCAAAAAACUCCGUAGAACCGGUAAAAACAGUUGAUCUUCAAUAUUAAAUUUCAAAUUCCAAAUUCAAUUGCCAAUCUUCUUCUUCUUCUUGAGCGUGUUAAUUUUCAAGCCAUCCGUCAUUCCAAAAACAGUUUUUGAUUUCUGCACAUUUUGCCUCGCAUUUUGAGUUGAAUUUAUCGCCAAUAUUUCACAUAUUUCACUAUCUUCUUUUAUAAAGCAAAACGACAAACGACCAAGCUUUGAGAUUUACUGGAAAUCUUGGAAAAAAAUGUCCCAAUUCACUUAUAUGAACGAUAUUGCAAAUAUUUGUGGACUUGACGGUGAUUUAACGCGUGGCCCAAUGCCGAGGUGGCAGAAGAAGCUGGAGACAUCCUCCAACAAUUCCAGCUUCCUCAACAAUUCCAAGCUUUCCGUCUCAUACAACAAUGUAUGUUCCGGAAACUCUGCUGCUGCAUCGCAUAAGACUCCAAAUAAAAAGACUCCGGGCAAGAAAACUCCCUCCGGGAAGUCAUCAGGACGGAAAACAACUCCUGGGUCAAAGGAACGUUCAAAGACUCCAACCGGUGGGGAUCGCUUUAUUCCGAGCAGAGUGAAUUCAAAUUUUGAGCUUGGGCACUAUGCUAUUGCCAAGGAGCACCAGAAGGAAGCUGAGGAGGGGGAUUCAGCUCCGGACAAUGCAAAACGUGUGGCAUCCAUGGGAGAACAGAAGAAACUGCUGACGGAAGCUAUUCAGGGAGCCACAGGAGAGGGAGGAUCGCAGCGUAUUCUGUCGUACCAUGUGAAGGCACCCUCUGCUCCGGACAGUCAUCAGAAUCCCCUGAAGGUCGUGUACUCCACGAAGACACCCAUAUCGACGAAGAGUGGUACGAGGUACAUUCCACAUGCUCCUGAACGUAUUCUCGAUGCACCGGACAUCAUCAAUGAUUACUAUCUCAAUCUAAUGGAUUGGAGUCAGAGCAAUGUUGUGACGAUUGCUCUUGGAAAUUGCAUUUAUCUGUGGAAUGCAUCAAAUGGGAAAACAGAUCAAUUGCUGGAGUACGAUGAGGGUGAACACGCGUGUUCACUUUCUUGGAUUCAGGGUGGAAAUAUCCUUGCUGUGGGCAAUAAUUCGGGUGCUGUUGAGCUGUGGGAUUGCACAGUUAAGAAGAGAUUGCGCGUGAUGAGUAGUCAUGAGAAUCGUGUUGGUGUUCUAGCGUGGAAUUCGCACAUUGUCACAUCAGGCAGCCGCAAUGGUAUCAUUGUGAAUCACGAUGUCCGUACGCGAAAUCAUUGCGUAAAUCGCUUAAAUGGGCACACGCAGGAAGUCUGUGGAUUGCGUUGGUCGCCAGAUGGACGACAUUUAGCAAGUGGGGGCAAUGAUAAUCUCGUGAAUGUGUGGCCAGUUGUGGCAGGGAGCCAUCAUUCUGCAGAUCAACCACUUUACACAUUCAGUGAGCACCAUGCAGCUGUGAGGGCGCUAGCUUGGUGCCCAUGGGCUCCCAAUAUUCUUGCAUCGGGUGGUGGUACCGCAGAUCGAUGCAUUAAAUUUUGGAAUGUUAACAACGGGAAUCUUAUGGAUUCGGUCGAUUCGAAAUCUCAAGUUUGUGCUCUACUCUUCUCAUCAACGUACAAGGAACUCAUUUCAGCCCAUGGCUAUGUCAAUAAUCAGUUGACAAUAUGGAAAUAUCCCUCAAUGUCACGCCAGGCUGAACUUACGGGGCACACAGCUCGUGUCCUACAAAUGGCAAUGUCUCCUGAUGGGAGCACGGUGAUUAGUGCUAGUGCUGAUGAGACUCUACGCCUAUGGAAUUGUUUUGCUCCUGACCCGAAUCAGGCUAAGAAGGGAAAGGCAAGUUCCUCCGUCAUUUCCCAGAGUGUACUACGUGCCAGCAUUAGAUAAAUUCAUGUUUUUCCCUAAAUUUUCAUUUAUUUAUAAUUCAUUGCAUUCAUUGCCAUUUUGACUGUGGAUUGUAAAAAUUCCAAAUUAGGGUCUCUAUUGGACGAUACCUUAUUGGUAUUGAAGAUACUUCAAAAAAAUUCUAUAAAUGAUUUUUCAGAAAUUUAUUUCAAUAAUUAAAAAUUAGUCGUUUUCAUUUUUCUUUUGGUUUUAAGAACAUUAAAAUAAUUUGUCGUAAAUUCUUUUUCAAGGAGGACAUUUUGUAGUCUUACUUUAACUUUAAUGUAUGUAAUUCUUUUGAAAUGAAAUAAAGAGUUUUUUUUUAGAAUAAA
Lutzomyia longipalpis is the source of this 3094-nucleotide messenger RNA. RefSeq names its product cell division cycle protein 20 homolog (gene fzy). The record is from RefSeq and is a predicted model, not a curated record. The coding region runs from base 1155 to 2765 and encodes 536 amino acids. Gene Ontology annotation, cellular component: anaphase-promoting complex. The transcript is spliced from 6 exons. Gene Ontology annotation, molecular function: anaphase-promoting complex binding; protein binding; ubiquitin ligase activator activity. Gene Ontology annotation, biological process: positive regulation of ubiquitin protein ligase activity; anaphase-promoting complex-dependent catabolic process; positive regulation of anaphase-promoting complex-dependent catabolic process. NCBI's taxonomy places the organism in Eukaryota, Metazoa, Arthropoda, Insecta, Diptera, Psychodidae.